UUCAUUUCAUUGGCCUUUGGUUGGCUAUGCUUUGAUUGGGUUCUUGAACUUUAUUCUUGACCAAAAAGCAAAGUUUGUUGACUAUACUCACUGUUAUUAUCUUUCUUCCAUCUAGUGUUCUAACAAUCUGCCCACUAUGCGAUAAAAUGCCCUUUAAACUAGUAAUACACUCGUUAUUAUUAGUGAGUUCUGUGACUUUGUGUCUAGCUGAAGAAUACAACUUGUUUGGCUUCGCUGGCCUAGGUUAUGCUAUUGAAAUACACCUGGGCCAUCCUCCUCAGAAGCUCCAUGUUCUACUAGACACGGGCAGCAGCACUCUGGCAGUUGCGUCAGUGGCUCGUAAUGACAUCACCACAUAUUUUGAUGUGAGGAACUCAACAUCUGCCUAUGAUAUAGGAGAUGAGGUGUUUGCAAAAUACACUGAAGGAGAUUGGUCAGCUAAAGUUGUCACAGACUAUGUCAGCAUACCGUCGGUACCACUGGCUCCAGAGGUGAGAGCUGAUAUAGCUCUUAUCACCAAUGCACAUGACUUCUUUAUGAAUGGCUCGGGUUGGCAGGGUAUCCUAGGCCUUGCCUAUCCAGCCAUAGGAGCCAGAGGAACUGACAACACAGUGACGCCGUGGCUCAAGUCCCUGGAUGAGAAGGCGGGUCAGACCAUGUCCUUCUCUGUGAAGCUGUGUGGACCACCUAGUCCUGUGGUGACCACACAUUACGGACAAUUUGAGAUACUUGAUGAUGUCUCAAAGAACAAGAAUCCCAAUAGGACUUUCUACACAAAUAUUCUAAGAGAAAGAUGGUUCGAAAUUGGGUUACUAUCCGUAAGAGUGCUACAUUCUAAGAAAUCUAGUCCAAAAGAUGCUAUGGCAUCUGUGAUUUUGCCUUUAAAUGAAACUAAUAAAAGUAGUUAUGAAAUAAUGGAUGGUCCAAUAGGAAAAGAAUGCAGAUUAUUGAAUGCGCAAAAAAGUAUAGUGGAUUGCGGGACAACGAAUAUAAGGGUACCUGGUGAUAUUUAUAAUAAGAUAGUUGGUGAAAUAGAAGAGGCGGCUAAAAACGCAAAUAUAUUAAUACUCAACGAAUUCUGGUAUCAUGGAGAGACAGCCUGUUGGCCGGAGCCGCGCCACUUCUCGCUGCCGCGGCUCGCUGUGGACAUAUUGGAUGCUGAUAAUGAUCAACAGUAUUUCACUGUCGAAUAUCCACCUGAGAUAUACAUGCGUCUGAUGUCCUCCCACAGCGGAGAUGGAACCAUGUCAGAGUACUGCUACAAGCUGGGGAUCGAGCCCGGGGACACGACUGUGUUGGGAGCCGUGGCCUUUGAGGGACUGCAGGUGCUAUUCAACAAGGAGUCCGGCAAAAUCGGCUUCCAAACCUCGAACUGCGGCCCUCAAACCCGCAUCACCGGCCCGCACAACGCUUCCCAACCUUUGUCCAAACUGUGCAAUCUAGCCACACCGAAAAAACAUUACACCGCCGUAGAAACUAAAAUAGCCCAGUGGGCCUUAGCCGUAGCAUUGACUGUGUCUAUGGGAUUAAUGUUUUAUUUGUUGGCGCCGUGUGUUAGAAGCAGUUUGGUUAAGUCUUUAAGAAGGAUGCCGACGCAAAUUUCGCUUUCCAGGACUGCUUUGGUUGAAGAAGUUGCUUGAGGUAAUGAGAGAAUUAUUGUACGGUGUUAAUAGUCAAUAUGGAUUGUGUCACAAAGAUUUUUGUAGGAAAGAAUGAUUUAUGUGAAGAUAGGACAGCGUAGAAUGACUUUUUCUAACAUCAUAGUGCGACAAACUUAUCAGUUCCGGUGACAGUUAACUAAAUUGGUAUUAGUAAAUAAAUUAUAUAUUAAUAACAAUAUAUAAUUUAUUUACUAAUAUGAUAUAGAUUAGAUGGGUUUAUUAAAACUGCAAGGGUAAAUUACCAUUACGGGAAAACAUAACAUCUUAAAGAAUUAAGAAAUAUUACACAUUUACGUGAGCUCCCACCGGAACAGAUAAGUUUGUGGCACUGUAUCUUACUUGAAUGUGGUGCAAACAUUUAUCUGUGUUGUAAAUUAUAAAUAUGUUCAAGUAAAGGAUUAAGUACUUACUGAAAAAGUAUUACUCUUCAGUAUUUUGCAAGUGUUUAAAAAACUAAAAUACCUAAUAAGAAAUUAUUUAUGAUCUCCUUGUUAUAAUAAUAUGAGAGCACUUUUAGAUGUUUUUAUUACAAAAUACAUAUUUGACUGUAAACUUGUAAAGGUACUUUUUACCGUAUCGUGUAUUUAAUUACUAUGAUUAAAGUCACAUUAUUUACUGCAGUUAAUUCAUAAAGUAUAUUGAUUAAAUCAUCUUCCUUGAUUAUUUUAUAGGUCAAUUUGUGUCGCCUCGUUCUUGAUAACAAUAAAAGUUUAUGAU
Molecule: messenger RNA, 2378 nt
Organism: Plutella xylostella (diamondback moth)
Lineage: Eukaryota; Metazoa; Arthropoda; Insecta; Lepidoptera; Plutellidae
Product: beta-secretase 1
Biological process (GO): amyloid-beta metabolic process; membrane protein ectodomain proteolysis
Cellular component (GO): plasma membrane; endosome; trans-Golgi network
Molecular function (GO): aspartic-type endopeptidase activity
Source: RefSeq, a predicted model, not a curated record